Messenger RNA from Penicillium oxalicum, 963 nucleotides. RefSeq lists its product as uncharacterized. The transcript has a single exon. The record is from RefSeq and is a predicted model, not a curated record. Bases 1 to 963 code for a protein of 320 amino acids. Lineage: Eukaryota; Fungi; Ascomycota; Eurotiomycetes; Eurotiales; Aspergillaceae.
AUGGCUUCGCUGUUCGCUAACGCCGCUGAAAGUGCUGCGGGGCUUCACCGAACGUCUCAAGGCAGCCUUGUUGUUCCUGUUUCUUCUCCUUCUCUGAUGGAUGGCCUCCCCGACACAUACACUGUGCAUCGUUUUUCCACCAUGAAACGUCUACAGGCCGAAGCGCAGAGGACCCGACAAAAUCUUCUUGAAACAGAGGAUGGAAAUCAGUGGAUCGUUGUCCUUGGUCUGUCCCCAUCGGUAAUCCAGAAACUUGAUGACGACCACACCAGCCUUGGAGACGUGACAUACCGAUUCCAGUGGGAAGGGACCGCAGGCCUUAUCAAAGUGGUUCCAUCUCAUAGCCAUGACACAACCACAGAUCGGUUCACUCGAUACAUCGACAGCAGACUCUCUGCAAUGGGGAUCGACACCUUUUACAUCAUGUGGGCUGCAACUUCGACAUACAAGCCCACUCCCGCCAAAGGCAAGCAAGGUGACCAAACUUUCAUCCCACCAUCUCGAUGGCCUUCUGCCCAGCAAACCGCAGAUUGGGGCUGGCCUACCUUCGUGCUGGAAACUGGAGUGUCCGAGUCCCUCCCUCGACUCCGAGAGGAUGCAAGGUGGUGGUUCGCGGACUCGAGGGGAGACGUGAGAAUCGUCCUUCUCAUCAGCAUCAAAAAGUCUUGCGUGAAAUUUGAGAAAUGGCAGCUGGCACCACCGAAUGCCGCACGUCCUCUAACCCGGGCAUACAUCAAUUCCAUGCUUAGUCAAAGCCCGAGCAUGCCACCUCUCAUCCAGCAGCCCGCGGCAACACAACAGGCAUACUGUGCCCAAGAAGUUGAGGUGACUCCAACAGACAUUCAUGGAGCUCCCAUCAUUCUACCCUUUGCUGCGCUCUUUGAUCGAGAUCCCGGACCUUCGGAAACUGAUGUUGUCAUCAAUGCUCAACAAUUGCGGGCCAUUGUGCAUGUACUCUUCUAG